AUGGCAGUUAGAACGGCAUUUGAGAAUAGUUCAGAUAUUGGCGUAUUUUCCAAAUUGACAAACAGCUACUGCUUGACUGCACUCGGUUCAACAAACUUUUACUCGUCUUUCGAAGCAGAAUUGGGGGAUGUAAUUCCAGUGGUACAUACUUCAAUUGCAGGUACAAGAAUCAUUGGUAGACUCACUGCAGGUAAUAAGAAUGGCUUGCUCGUUCCAUCCACUACUACAGAUCAAGAACUCCAGCAUCUUAGAAACUCAUUGCCAGACUCUGUACAGAUACAGAGAGUCGAAGAGAGACUUUCAGCCCUAGGCAAUGUUAUAGCCUGUAACGAUUACGUUGCUCUCGUGCACCCAGAUAUCGAUAGUGAGACUGAAGAAAUAAUCGCAGACGUUUUGAAGGUUGAAGUUUUUAGACAAACGGUAGCAGAGAAUGUAUUAGUCGGAAGCUACUGCUCUUUGUCAAAUCAAGGUGGUCUCGUUCAUCCAAAAACUUCUAUACAAGACCAGGAUGAAUUGUCUUCUUUGUUGCAGGUUCCACUCGCUGCUGGUACCAUAAACAGAGGUAGUGACGUAUUAGGUGCUGGCUUGGUCGUAAAUGACUGGAUAGCCUUUACGGGCCAAGACACCACAUCGACGGAAAUUUCUGUUAUCGAGGCCAUCUUCAAGUUACAAGGUCAAGAAUCUACAGCUGUUGUGAAUGACUUGAGAGAUACUAUCAUUGAUCAGUACUCUUAG
Wallemia ichthyophaga EXF-994 is the source of this 735-nucleotide messenger RNA. RefSeq names its product Eukaryotic translation initiation factor 6. Gene Ontology annotation, biological process: cytosolic ribosome assembly; maturation of 5.8S rRNA; maturation of LSU-rRNA. Gene Ontology annotation, cellular component: nucleolus; preribosome, large subunit precursor; cytosol. Lineage: Eukaryota; Fungi; Basidiomycota; Wallemiomycetes; Wallemiales; Wallemiaceae. The record is from RefSeq and is a predicted model, not a curated record. The transcript has a single exon. Gene Ontology annotation, molecular function: ribosomal large subunit binding. Bases 1 to 735 code for a protein of 244 amino acids.